AUGCGGCAAGGGCCAGGACAACCCGGAAGCUUCGAGGAAGAACGGGCUCCGGGGAAGCUGGCGCCCUGCGCUGCAGAGCUGCACGUGCACCUGGCCCAGGGCCUGGAGAAGCUGCAGGAGGAGACUGGAGAUGCUGCAGAUGCUGCGGGUCCCGGUGCUGCCCACUGCCUGAAAGGGGAGCUAGAAGAAGUCCCGGAGGGGAUUUGGGUGCCAAAAAGAAAAAGAAGAAACAGAAGAGAAAAAAGGAGAAACCGAAUUCCGGAGGCACCAAGUCCGACUCGGCAUCGGAUUCCCAGGAGAUUAAAAUCCAGCAGCCUUCAAAACACAUCAUCAUCUGGCAGCAGAUUUCAGCGGGAGCAGCCCCAGAAUCCCACCAUUCCAAUGCAGAAGUUGCAGGAUAUCCAGAGAGCCAUGGAGCUGUUAUCUGCAUGCCAGGGCCCUGCCAGGAAUAUCGAUGAGGCUGCCAAACACAGAUACCAGUUUUGGGACACGCAGCCGGUACCCAAACUGAAUGAAGUCAUAACAUCCCACGGGGCCAUCGAGGCAGAUAAAGACAAUGUGCGCCAGGAGCCGUAUUCCCUGCCGCAGGGUUUUAUGUGGGACACUUUAGACUUGGGUGACGCUGAAGUGCUCAAGGAGUUGUACACCUUGUUGAAUGAGAACUACGUGGAAGAUGAUGACAACAUGUUCCGCUUUGACUAUUCGCCCGAGUUCCUGCUGUGGGCUCUGCGUCCUCCAGGCUGGCUCCUUCAGUGGCACUGUGGGGUCAGAGUGUCUUCGAACAAAAAGCUAGUUGGGUUCAUAAGUGCCAUCCCGGCAAACAUUCGGAUUUACGACAGUGUGAAGAAGAUGGUCGAAAUCAACUUUCUUUGUGUUCAUAAGAAGUUGAGAUCAAAACGGGUAGCCCCAGUGUUAAUUCGAGAAAUAACUAGAAGAGUGAACUUGGAAGGGAUUUUCCAGGCUGUCUAUACCGCUGGAGUGGUUCUUCCCAAGCCAGUGGCCACGUGCAGAUACUGGCAUCGAUCGCUCAACCCCAGAAAAUUGGUCGAAGUGAAAUUUUCUCACUUGAGUAGAAAUAUGACUUUACAGAGAACAAUGAAGCUGUACAGACUACCGGAUGUUACAAAGACUUCAGGCUUGAGACCGAUGGAACCGAGAGAUAUCAAAGCAGUUCGAGAAUUAACCAACACUUACCUGAAGCAGUUUCAUCUAGCCCCGGUGAUGGAUGAAGAGGAAGUUGCCCACUGGUUCCUCCCCCAGGAGCACAUUAUUGACACGUUUGUAGUGGAGAACUCCAGUGGUAAACUAACUGACUUCCUGAGCUUCUACACACUCCCCUCCACAGUCAUGCACCACCCUGCUCACAAGAGCCUCAAAGCUGCCUACUCCUUCUACAACAUUCACACGGAGACGCCCCUGCUGGACCUCAUGAAUGAUGCGCUCAUUAUAGCCAAAUUGAAAGGAUUUGAUGUAUUCAAUGCACUAGAUUUGAUGGAAAACAAGACAUUCUUGGAAAAACUCAAGUUUGGUAUAGGAGAUGGCAAUUUACAGUAUUACUUGUACAACUGGAGGUGUCCCGGAACAGACUCUGAAAAGGUUGGACUUGUAUUACAAUAGAUGGAUAUUUCUAUUUCUAGAACUCUGACACCGUCAUUUGUUAAUAUUCUAUUUAAUGAUUUAUGGAACUGCCAUUCCAAAGAAGAAAUAAAAGCACAACUUAAGUGAAAUCGAUGUAGUCAAUAACAAUCAGAAAAGAUGAAAAAACAUUCGUAUGUGACCAGUAGUCCACAUUUCUAGCUAGAACAUUAAGAUUUAUCCUUUGUUCCACUGUUUACUUAUUUGUAGGAGGGAUGAAAGGGUACAAGGAGCACAUUCCUCUAAUUUUCACACUUUUGGCUGUCUCUUGAUGAAGAGAAGGUAUUUUUCCACUCUCUAAAAAGGGACUGUUCUUCUAUGGACUGAACCGCAGUCACAGA
Messenger RNA from Ceratotherium simum simum (southern white rhinoceros), 1976 nucleotides. NCBI's taxonomy places the organism in Eukaryota, Metazoa, Chordata, Mammalia, Perissodactyla, Rhinocerotidae. The record is from RefSeq and is a predicted model, not a curated record.